Molecule: messenger RNA, 1589 nt
Organism: Mus caroli (Ryukyu mouse)
Lineage: Eukaryota; Metazoa; Chordata; Mammalia; Rodentia; Muridae
Gene: Hmox1
Product: heme oxygenase 1
Biological process (GO): response to oxidative stress; heme oxidation; heme catabolic process
Molecular function (GO): heme binding; heme oxygenase (decyclizing) activity
Source: RefSeq, a predicted model, not a curated record
GCAGCUGCUCGCUCACCGUCUCCAGUCGCCUCCAGAGUUUCCGCAAACAACCAGUGAGUGGAGCCUGCCGGCGCAGAGCCGUCUCGAGCUUAUCCCGGAGCCUGAAUCGAGCAGAGCCAGCCUGAACUAGCCCAGUCCGGUGAUGGAGCAUCCACAGCCCGACAGCAUGCCCCAGGAUUUGUCUGAGGCCUUGAAGGAGGCCACCAAGGAGGUACACAUCCAAGCCGAGAAUGCUGAGUUCAUGAAGAACUUUCAGAAGGGUCAGGUGUCCAGAGAAGGCUUUAAGCUGGUGAUGGCUUCCUUGUACCAUAUCUACACGGCCCUGGAAGAGGAGAUAGAGCGCAACAAGCAGAACCCAGUCUAUGCCCCACUCUACUUCCCUGAGGAGCUGCACCGAAGGGCUGCCCUGGAGCAGGAUAUGGCCUUCUGGUAUGGGCCUCACUGGCAGGAAACCAUCCCUUGCACGCCAGCCACACAGCACUAUGUAAAGCGUCUCCACGAGGUGGGAUGCACUCACCCUGAGCUGCUGGUGGCCCACGCAUAUACCCGCUACCUGGGUGACCUCUCAGGGGGUCAGGUCCUGAAGAAGAUUGCACAGAAGGCUAUGGCCUUGCCCAGCUCUGGAGAGGGCCUGGCUUUUUUUACCUUCCCAAACAUCGACAGCCCCACCAAGUUCAAACAGCUCUAUCGUGCUCGAAUGAACACUCUGGAGAUGACACCUGAGGUCAAGCACAGGGUGACAGAAGAGGCUAAGACCGCCUUCCUGCUCAACAUUGAGUUGUUUGAGGAGCUGCAGGUGAUGCUGACAGAGGAACACAAAGACCAGAGUCCCUCACAGAUGGCAUCUCUUCGUCAGAGGCCUGCUAGCCUGGUGCAAGAUACUGCCCCUGCAGAGACACCCCGAGGGAAACCCCAGAUCAGCACUAGCUCAUCCCAGACGCCGCUCCUCCAGUGGGUCCUCACUCUCAGCUUCCUGUUGGCAACAGUGGCAGUGGGAAUUUAUGCCAUGUAAAUGCAAUGCUGGCCCCCAGGGGCUGUGAACUCUGUCCAAUGUGGCCUUCUCUCUGAAAGGGAGAAUCUUGCCUGGCUCUCUUCUCUUGGGCCUCUAAGAAAGCUUUUGGGAUCCCUAGCCCACUCCCUGUGUCUUCCUCUCUCUCUGGAAUGGAGGGAGAUACCUGACACAGAUCCCUCACCAAAAGCACAUCCAGCCAGUGGCCUGAACUUUGAAACCAGCAGCUCCAAAUCUUGCAGCAGAGCCCCAAAACUGGCCUGUAAAAGCAGCUGUUCUGAGCCCAGUGCCCAUGGUUGUUAGCAUCCAUGUUGACUGACCACGACUACUUUCCCCCAGUGUCGUGGCCACUUUGAUAUCCGUUUCCAGACAUUUCUGUCUUGUAUUUCUGUCUUGUUUUUUUAUUAUUUCCCCAGUUCUACCAGAGUAAUGGUGUUUUGUUGUUUUGUUUUGUCUUGUUUUUUCCUAACAAAGUGGGGCUAUCUUUUGAGGGGUGGGUGGGAAAGAGGUAUUUAAUAGUUGUAACCUUGGUCUUUAACUUCUGUGUGAAAUAAUAAAUGGCAUUAUCUAACAGUCACUA